Molecule: messenger RNA, 1497 nt
Organism: Priapulus caudatus
Lineage: Eukaryota; Metazoa; Priapulida; Priapulimorpha; Priapulimorphida; Priapulidae
Product: putative protein FAR1-RELATED SEQUENCE 10
Exons: 4
Coding region: 301-1497 (398 amino acids)
Molecular function (GO): zinc ion binding
Source: RefSeq, a predicted model, not a curated record
CUUUUCUGCGACACUCAAGGCCACCAGUGAUGGACAAAACCUAAAGAUAUGGAGAAUUCUAAAUACUCACAAUCAUGUUUUAAGCAAGACAGUAUAUAAGCAUCUUCCUCAUAUUCGCAAGUUGGAUAACGAUACUAAGAAAAAAGUAACAGAGAUUCUGAAGAUGAAGCCGAACAAGAAGAUCCUCCAAGAUCAUUUGGUCAAUGAAAUGGGAAAAGUUGUUUUGCUGAAGGACCUCCACAACUUGGCAUCUCAUAUGGGAACAAAACUGAUGGUGAUUUUGACAGCCUCUUAGAGGAAAUGAGGAAAGACACAAGUGCUACAAUUCAUGUUGUUACCGACUCGGAUAAUUUCCUGAGAGGUAUCUUUUAUCAGUCCGUGCAGAUGAAGAAAAUGUUCGCAGCGUUUCCUGAACUUAUUCUAGUUGAUGCAACAUACAGGUUGAACAAUGUGAGGAUGCCUCUAUAUGUGAUGCUUAUUGUUGAUGGGAAUGGCCAAGCAGAGAUAGUUGCACUGUGGAUUGUUGCUGAUGAAGAUGCUCAAACACUACGCCAGAUGAUCCGUACAUUUAAAAGCCAAAAUGACAACUCAAAUAAGAUUAAAUGCAUAAUGGCUGAUAAAGACAUGACAGAACGACAAGUCAUGAUCAAUGAACUGCCAGACGCGCAUCUUCUGAUUUGUUUGUUCCAUACCAUGAGAUCCUUCCGUAGAGAAAUAUCAACUGAAAAGAUGGGAAUAACGCAAGAUCAGAGGAUAGCAGUUCUUGAAAUUGUGCAAAAACUUGUGUACUCUAAAGAUGAAGAGGACUAUCAGCGUCAUUAUAUGUCUCUCCUCCGAUGUGAACUAGCUGUUGUGAUAGAGUAUUACAAUAAGAAUUGGCACGAGCUACGCGGUCAGUGGGUUGAAGGUCUCAAAAAUGAUCACUGUCAUUUUAUGAACAGAACUAACAACAGGCUGGAAGCGAUAAAUCAAAAGCUUAAAAGUGUCAUUACGAAGUCGUCCAGCAUAGUUAUAUUUUGGCAGGACCUGAUGAAAUGUGUCAACUCCUUACAAAUCGAGAGAAAACAUAGAGCGAUUCAACUUCAGACGAAAGUACCCGUGUUCAAGUAUGCGAAUGGAAGCUAUCAACAACGCUACCAAAACCAUCUAACACCAUUUGCAUUUGGACACAUGUCAAAACAGUUUGAGUUAUCAGAGAGACUUACUAUCAUUGAAAAUGAACAGGGGUCGUAUGAUGCAACAUCUGCAACAUCAAAAACUGUCUGUUAUGAGAAUACAUGCCAGUGUUCAUUUUUCAAGGCAAUGUGUUUACCAUGCCGACACAUAAUGGCAUGUAGAAAGUUUCUUCAUGUGGACUGGUUGUGUGUGUGUGUUCGGGUGUUUGUUCCAGAGUUAUGUGCCACUCGCUGGACAAAGGAAUUUUACUUCGCACAAUACAUGUUCUCAGAAACUGCUGUCAAUAUGCAUUUUAAGACCUGUCACACUAGCAAACUUUAG